Molecule: messenger RNA, 828 nt
Organism: Cuscuta campestris
Lineage: Eukaryota; Viridiplantae; Streptophyta; Magnoliopsida; Solanales; Convolvulaceae
Source: the annotation of a GenBank genome assembly
AACUACGGAGUACAAUUUUAGGUGUAAGUGUAGCAUGGCCCAGAAAAGUUUCCCAAAAAAUAAUCAAAGCAGUAAAAUAAAAUAUUGGACCCACGGGCUAAGGGAUAGUGGUUAAAUGGGGGAAAGGAUAAGUUUAGAAGGAAGAGCAAAACCUAAUCUAAAAAAUAAAAAAUAAAAAACCCAGUGUAGAAGAGAGAUGGGGGUUACGAAAGAGGAGGUUGAAGAUUUGCUGGUUAGAGAGCUUCGUCCCGCACAUCUGGAAGUUAUUGACAAAUCUGGAGGAUGUGGUGCAUGCUUCCAGAUUGAGAUUGUUUCACAACAGUUUGAAGGCAAAAGAUUGCUGGAAAGGCACAGGAUGGUUAAUGCUGCACUCGGGGAAAAAAUGAAAGAAAUCCAUGCUCUCUCCAUAACGAAAGCUUUGACUCCAGAAAAGUGGCAACAACAACAAGAUGAAGCUGAGAAGUAGCCUGAAGCGGCCACUUAAAUCCGGCUCGAAGAAAAUCCAGGCAGUUUCUCUUUUAAUGUUGUUAUUGUUUCAAUUUCUAAAUUCCUGAUGUGGUUUAUAUUGCAUAAAAGAGGUCAUAAUAAUUGAAUAUUUAAUUGUGCACUUAAAUAGGUCUAUUAUUUUUGGGUGCAUUUUACAUGGAUUCGGGACCCAUUUGGUGAGUGUUGACAAUAUGGGUUAUGAAGGCCACCCUCUCUCACUAACCAUUACCUCCUUCCCAAUUUAAAUCGUUUGUUUCGGUUUAUUAUGUUUGACCGAAAUUAUGUUUAAAUCAUUUUAUAUGAAAAUAGUGUAGACUUAAAAAAUAAAAAUGGAGUGAGUAU